AUGGGGCUGGCAUAUGAUCGUCUGGCGGAGCAUGACGAAGACUAUGUAAAGAAGGAUGAGCCCCAGGUUCUGGAGAUCCCUCGCAAGCCUACAGACAAACCACCUUUCUACAGACAAAGGAAAAUGGCCCUUCUCCCAUUAGCUGCUGUAGCUUUGCUGCUCUCCCAGGCAACCUCCGGGCAGAGCGUGCCAAAGCCGCCUCGUCCUGAACCGAUCGACGUUGUUGAGCUUCCUCUCCCUCCCGUCAUCUCGAGUGAUACAGUUGGUGCGUGCACGAAGAAGGCCAAUCCCCGCCGAACUGGCUGCAUCGGUCAGGAUUUUGUCGACUUCCAAUCCGGCGACUUCACCCUGGACGGUGACCAUGUUGUCGUCAAUCUUGAGUUUAUCGGUGCCCCCAACGCUCCCGAUCCUGCGAGCAUCUACACCGGGGAGCAGCUCAUCCUUGUCAAGACCAACGGCAAGACGUUUCCAAACGGUGACCCGUGGAAAUGCCUAACCUGUGGCGUUCCUGCUGGCAAUGCUCAGUCCCUUGACCCCGAGCGGGACUAUCCACAUGUUGCUCGGAGUGGGACCAAAGCGCUCUGGGGUCAUAAUAUCAUUGACUGCGGGGAUGCCCUCUUAUCUAGCGAUGCUUGCACCCCGAACAAUACUUUCAUCUAUCCGAUCUUCUGGCCAGUGGCCGCAGACGGGUCCGGAGCCGGAGGUGUGCCGCGGGAGAUGCGGCUUCAUCCGGAUGAUAUCCACAUGGGAUGGAGCUCAUUCACUGCAAACGGUGGUCAGAAUACCUACUUUGGCCGGCUGGAAUUCAACCCGAAUCCGUCUUCCGGCGAUGUUCGAGCUCCACGCUAUGACCUUGUCGACGUCAAUCUACUCAUGGACACAACGGGACCUGCAUCUCUGAUGGUUAACGACCAGGGGGAGCUUGAGCAACACCCUGAAGCCAUUCGGGUUGGCGAGCUACGAGGGUUCAGUGGCGCUGGGGAUGAGAUCCUGUAUAUUGGGCCUACUCGUGAGGCCAACAACCACGACAUCUUCGCAGUUCACGUUGUCACCGGCAAAGUCCGUCGCAUAACCAGUCACCCUGAAUACGCCGACCCGGUCGCGUUUUCGCACGACAACAACUGGUUCUGCGUCAUGGAUACCCGAGGCUCAGACCGUCAGAUGUGGAUGGCUGGGAUGCGAGGCAUUCCGCCGCUUAUUGAUGGAGUGACAGUCAUGGCGGCUGCCUCGACCCGAAACAACUAUCACCGCCGCUUCUUCCAGCCCAUCCUGAUCGACCGAUAUGGCGACCGAGGGGGUUACUUUGGCCAGCAAGUCAAUGCCGGGAGUGAUCCCAACUGGAACGGCCGUGCAGAUCCGGCAUUCUCCUACGACGGCACGAAGAUUGUCUACUGGCAGGCUCUGGUCACUGCACCCGCAUGCGGCGGUGUGAACCCGCUCCCCUGUCCGACCUCGACUGCCCAAGGAGGCCGUGUGUACCGUGUCAUGCUUGCUCGGCUGAAGAACCGAAAACCUACCCAGCCAGCCCCGGUCUUUGACGUUCCCGACUUCAUCCCGUGGGCUAUCCCAUUCCCACCUGGUUCAGAGUACCCAGAAGAGUACGCCCUUCCCCCGGGGACGUAUACCCUCAGAGGCAGAGUCAGCGGCACUGCCAACGCGACGUUUGUGGAAAACCCAAGCACUGGCGCCCUCACGACCAUCUCCGUCGAGUACGACAACUACUCUGAUGACGGUGAACAUGUUAUCAACGGGGUUGAGUCUGUGACCUCCACGCCCAAUCCGACAAACCCAUGGAUGAGCCACGUGGACUGGACUUCUGACUUGGUCGGUACGGGGGUUGUCCGUGCGACGAAGAAGACAGGACCGGGAGGGUUCCAGCUAUCGAUCGAUGCGAUGACGAACGUCUUCAAUGCGAAUGGGACAUUGACCACAACAAUUGACGGGGUCGUUUACAGGCAGCCGGCGAACGGGGCGUAG
Aspergillus calidoustus is the source of this 1977-nucleotide messenger RNA. The record is from the annotation of a GenBank genome assembly. NCBI's taxonomy places the organism in Eukaryota, Fungi, Ascomycota, Eurotiomycetes, Eurotiales, Aspergillaceae.